UGUGUCGAACACUUCUAAGUGAUGCAGACAUCAAGCUGGAAGGGUACCUGAGACAGAGGAUAUUUAUAACUGAUUUGCUGGGCCCAGCUGGAAAAGCAUCACUGUUGGGCAAGUUGACGGAUGUCAAGACACCAAAGGAGGCUAAACAUUUGUCCUUUAAGAUUGUGGAUUUCCUGCACCUUGCUGAAACCAAACCAGAGUUAGCAGAGCUCGAAAGAGUGUUUCAGCUGCUGAGUGUUCCUGAUGAUGUUGAGAAAUCCUUCAAUUUCGGGGCUAGUCUGCUGAGACUGUAUCACCAUCUGGGGGAGCCAGACAGGGCCUACAGUUUGUAUAAAAAUCCUGUGUGUAAAGUUCUGCUCAGUGAUAACACCUGCCACAAGGUGCUGAUGGACCUCCUGUACAAGCACGGGCACUACUAUCAGGUGCUGGAUGUCUACACCAGUCUCCAGGCAUUUAACAUUGACUGUGUGACUCUGGCUUUUGGGGCAUUUUACCAUAUUAAUACCCCUGAAAGUUAUGAAGCUGCAGAAAACCUAGUCAAAGAACUGUUACAGAAGCAUACACUGUCCAGACGGGCUCUCUUGUAUGUUAUUAUGCUAUCUGUAAACCAGAAUCAUCCAGCCAGUGCCUUGGAAAUGAUGAAAAAGCUAAGAGCUGAUAAUCUGAUACUCAACAUUAUGCUGAUGUGCUACGCCAAGCUAGGACAUAUUCCAGAAGUAUUCACAGGGCUAGAAGAGGCUAUAAAGAAAGCUAGUGAUUUAUCAAGGCCUUUAAAUACUAGGCUAUACUGUGACACAAUGAGAGAUGUCAGACAAGCUAUAACCAGCAAUGCCAACCAGCAAAGCCUGCAGAAGUUCAACAAAAUUGAGCAAGAGUUAUCUUCUCUUGGAGCUUUCAGUCCACAGAAAGUCACUUUUUAUCUGGACAAAACAAUAUUUGGAGAACGGAGCAACGUGAAAGAGAGUGGCAAACGGGGAAUCAUACGAGUGGAGCAGUGA
Messenger RNA from Candidula unifasciata, 998 nucleotides. The record is from the annotation of a GenBank genome assembly. NCBI's taxonomy places the organism in Eukaryota, Metazoa, Mollusca, Gastropoda, Stylommatophora, Geomitridae.